Molecule: messenger RNA, 3301 nt
Organism: Neolamprologus brichardi
Lineage: Eukaryota; Metazoa; Chordata; Actinopteri; Cichliformes; Cichlidae
Gene: slc37a2
Product: solute carrier family 37 member 2
Biological process (GO): glucose-6-phosphate transport; phosphate ion transmembrane transport
Cellular component (GO): endoplasmic reticulum membrane
Molecular function (GO): glucose 6-phosphate:phosphate antiporter activity
Source: RefSeq, a predicted model, not a curated record
CGGGCUGGUGGACAGGCGGUCGCCGGGAGGCUGGAAAAUCUUAUGGAAAACCAAACCAACAUUGGAGUAUUAAUAGCAGCCGUGUCUUACACUUGUAUCACAGCGUUUAAGAGGCAGGUCGGCUCUUCUGACUGCGUACUUGAAGUAUAAAAGCCGGUCAUUAUGGAGCAUUGCUGGAGAUUCACGGAGGGUACCUCCCAACAAGAGCUGCUUUACAGCUCCCGUAGCUAACCCAUGUGAGCCUCUAUUUUAGCAGGCACACAGGUCUUUUUUAUUUUGCGGUACUGCAUAAGUUAGCCUCUGUUUUCAUGCAGGGUUAGUCAGCUCUCUGCGUUUAUUCAUCUGUACCUGCUCAACAUCCGUCUGCUUCCAAGAAGACAUGUCCGGGACCCCCUGCUGAGAGUCUGUUUUCUCACAAUAUUUAAAAUAAUUCAAUGAAAAUGAAGUCGUCUCUGGCUCCUGGGAUAAGACUUAUCACCAACUUUUCUCGGGAUAGUUGGUAUCGUGGUUUUAUUCUCAUCCUCACCUUCCUGUUCUACACAGCCUAUCACUUGUCACGGAAACCUAUCAGCAUCGUUAAGAGUGAACUGCACAGAAACUGCUCCAACGUCAUUCAGCCAAAAGACAUUAAUAUAACCAAUAAUGUUACCUGGUGCGAUUGGCCACCCUUUGACCAGGACAACUACCAGACACUGUUUGGGGUCUUGGAUAACUGCUUUCUGGUUGCUUAUGCCAUCGGGAUGUUUUUCAGUGGGAUAUUUGGUGAGCGUCUCCCUCUGCGGUACUACCUGAGUUUUGGGAUGUUGAUGAGUGGGUUGUUUACAUGUCUGUUUGGCCUCGGCUUCUACUGGAACAUCCACUCACUGGGGUACUACGCCUUCGUCCAGGUCAUGAACGGGCUGGUGCAGACCACCGGUUGGCCAGCAGUGGUGGCUUGUGUUGGCAACUGGUUUGGAAAGGGGAAGCGUGGCUUCAUCAUGGGUGUGUGGAACUCCCACACCUCAGUGGGAAACAUCCUGGGCUCCCUCAUUGCGGGAGUCUUCGUCUCCACGGCCUGGGGAUUAUCCUUCAUCGUCCCCGGAAUCAUCAUCGCCUGCACUGGGGUCCUGUGCUUCUUCUUCCUGGUUGAGAAACCUGAAGACGUGAACUGCUCAUCUCCUCAGCAUCAUAGUGGUCAGGAGAGGAGUCAGGAGGUUGGUGAGACGGCGCCUCUCUUGCGGGACUCAUCCAUUGUUGAUCCAUCCAUCAAUGGCGCCGUCUCCACUGAGCCAGACGUGAUUGUUGAGGAGCACAGCGAGGCCAUCAGCUUCCUCGGAGCGCUGCGGAUACCUGGCGUGGUGGAGUUCUCGCUCUGUCUGCUUUUUGCCAAACUGGUCAGCUACACCUUCCUCUACUGGCUUCCUCUCUACAUCUCAAAUGUUGCACAUUUUGAGGCAAAAGAAGCAGGAGAUAUGUCAACAUUAUUUGAUGUCGGAGGAAUCUUGGGAGGCAUCUUGGCUGGCCUUGUGUCUGACUACACUGGGGGGAGGGCGUCGACGUGCUGCGUCAUGCUGGUUGUUGCUGCCCCCAUGCUUUUCCUCUAUAAUUCCAUCGGGCAGAGGAGCCUCGGUACUACAAUCGGUAUGCUGUUAUUGUGUGGAGCCCUGGUGAAUGGACCUUAUGCUCUUAUCACAACUGCUGUAUCUGCUGACCUGGGGACACACGAGAGUCUGAAAGGAAACGCCAGGGCGCUGUCGACAGUGACCGCAAUUAUUGAUGGGACAGGAUCAAUAGGAGCUGCACUGGGUCCUCUGCUGGCCGGUGUGAUCUCACCAACUGGCUGGAACAAUGUCUUCUACAUGCUCAUCUCUGCUGACAUCUUAGCCUGCCUGUUUUUGUCCAGGCUUGUUUACAAGGAAGCUCAGAGAUGGUGUGGGUGUGGACCCAGAGCCAGAGGGUUCAAUGAGCUCUGAAAUCAAAGUGAAAACCAAAACACACAAAGGGAGGAAACAAUGAUGAAACUGACCUCACCGUACAACCAACUAACUCUUUUUUUUAACUUCCAACUUGGACAAUCUUCUGCUGAGCUGAUGAUUGAAGCCUUCUAACUGUACGACAGUAUGCUUCUAUAAGGAGACAAAUGUCUUUUUAAGGACUAAUCCACUCAUUCUUACUUGUUUUUAAUGUUCUUUUAGCAUUGAAUGGUUUACACUGUUUUUUUUGUCUCCUUGGUGUUUGUGCCCUUUCAAUGCCAUUUUAGGCAAACAAGCUGGAACACUGACUGAGUCUGAAACUGCUUCAGAGGGUUUUACAUGCAGUAGAAAGUCACCGUGUAACUGAAAACUAAGUGUAAGGAACUAAGUAAGGAAGUUCUGUGAUGUCAAAUUUGGAAAUUGGCUAACACUUUAUAACGUGGCCGUGGCUGACAGGGUUCGUGUAACGUGCCACGUGUGUAGUCAGUACAAUCAGUGUUGUGAAAGGAGAGAAAUGAUACUGUAAAUAAUUUUAAAUACUGCAUACAGACAUAAGUACACUGUAAUAAAAUUUAAGUUGUAAAUAAGUAAUUUUAAUAACAAUAUUUCCGUAUGUUACAUUGCAAAUACGUUGUACUUUUCAGUGUUUUGGUCGUAUUAUGAGCUGGUUUAACCUCCAUGAGCUUCCAGAAAAUUAAAAAUGACUUGCCUACAAAUACUAUUUUAUGUAAUUUUAAGUAGCUAAGUAAGUAAUAUGACCCCAGCUACAAAAAGUACAGCGGAAACUAUUGUGAAAUAUUGUGUUUUUGCCCCAAAUAACAUGAAAUUGCACAAUACUUAAAUUACUAACAGUAUAUUUUGUGUCUCCUUUAUUUUCUUGGAAGUUAAGCCAAUCUAUAAUACGGCCCAUAGUACGACGUACUUAUGAUGAAAGCUGGGGAAUUAUUGAUUGUUUUUCCACAAAAUUACCAAGAAAUUAACUACACAGUAGUUUACUUAUAGUUAACUAAAGCUAGAGACUGUUGGAUCAGAUGGUUUUACCAGUCUUGCAUGAGGCAUGGGGUCAUGAAGCUACUUCACUGAAGCUUUUCAUGUUAACUUUUUGAAGGAAGAUUUUUUUAAGUUGAAUAAAGAUGCUGUCAGUUCUGCUGCUGUAUGUGGUAGAUUUAAACUAAAAGAGACGAUCGGUUUCUAGUGUAGAUUAUUGAACAACAAACAGACUAAAUGAUUUUUUUCUUAUAUUGUUUCUUAACACUGUAAAGCCUAAACCGCUGUAAAUGCAAACUUUUUUUGAAACUUGAAUGUUUAUUAAGCCUCCUGACAAAUAAAAAAAAGAAAUUUGCACAUGA